UUAAGAUGGGCCGCUAGAACCCACCGGGCAGCUGAAGGCAGUUGGUCUCCUACGAGCUGAGUGACAACGGAGGGAGGGAUCGGUGCUUUGAGGGAAGUGCUGGCCCUUCCCCUGCAGGGGGGCGGGUGAUGAGACAGAUGGAUACAGCAGUCAAUCCGGACACACAGAAAACCUCACCUGUCAACUUGGAUUCUUCAGAGUUCACCCUGGCCCUGCUCAGCCUGGAUGGCGUUGUCCUCUCCCCAACAGAGAAUGACUUUGUCCUCCACGUCAAGGAGGAACUGGACCGAUUCCUCCUGCAGAAGCAGCUGUCCAGAGUCCUUCUCUUCCCACCCCUCUCGAGUCGUCUCCGGUACUUGAUCCACCGAACGGCUGAGAAUUUCGAUCUCCUGAGCAGUUUCUCGGUCGGGGAAGGCUGGAAGAGGAGGACUGUCAUCUGUCACCUGAAUAUCAGGUUACCGAAUCUGGACAACUUCUCUCCCUCCUGCCUGACCCCCGGCCGCCAGAUCAGAUCCCGGAGGCCGCGGCCCAGCGCUGGCCAGGAGGCCGGCUCCGGCUCGUGGGGUCCGCGGCCGGGCCGGAGGCAGCGUGGCCGCAAGCCCGACCAGGCCCUGUAUGUGCCCCGGGCGCUGCGCAGGAAGGCCGAGCAAGUUCCUGACCUGGGCCCGCUUGAGGUGGACAUCGGAGACGGGCACAAGGACCCCGCCGGAGAGCUUCCUGAGCAGCCCAGUGACGUCAGCGGGAGUGACCCGGACCCCGACUCGGACGCCAGACUCCCCCAGCAGGCAGGGCCUGAAGUGGCAGGAGAUUUAACAGAGCAGAACCAAACGGACCCGUGUCAGCCGGACUCAGAGGAGCUGGGGCCCCCCGACUCCCAGAGCCCGUCUCAGGAGGAGGACAGCCUGGAGGCAGAGGACAAGGUGCAGCUCUCCGUGGAGGAGGACAGGAAGGCCCCCCUGGGGAAGAGAGUGGAGGAGGAGGAAGAGGGCAGCUUCUCCGAGGAUGAGAAUGUUGGGCUGAUACAGGAGAUCCUGGACAACCUGGUGGACCGGGAGAUUCAGAUCGAGAGGAUCCACUUGGACAGCUGCUACCUGGAGGACGAGCUGUCGUGGGGGGAGAACGGCUUUGGCCACGUGGUGGAAAUCUACGGGUUCCAGCCGUCCCUGAAGACGGAGGAUCUUCUGGAGGUGUUCGCGGAAUUUCAGGAGAAGGGCUUCAAGAUCCAGUGGGUGGACGACACUCACGCUCUGGGCGUCUUUCCCUGCCUGGCAUUAGCCAACGAAGCCUUGACCAGGGAUUUCCCGACAUUAAAGAUCCGUCCCCUCACUCAGGGAACCAAACAGUCCAAGUUCAAAGCCCUCCAGCGUCCAAAGCUCCUGCGUUUGGCCAAGGAACGACCCCAGACCAGCACAGCCGUGGCCCGGAGGCUGGUGGCCCGGGCCCUGGGCCUCCAGAGGAAGUACAAAGAACAGACAAAGGGCGAGCCCCCCGCCGCCCAGCCUUGAGUCGCCACGCUCGCCGGCGGAGCGGCCUCGGCCCCGGUUUCCAGGACUCUGGGGGCUGGCCCCCCUUAGACCAGGCCCAAGGACCAGCUCCAGCCAACAGCCAUCACCGAGAGGUCACCAGCCCCGGUCCAAGCCCGGUGGCCUCGAGUAUAUUUUUAGAUGUUGAGAAGAAAAUAAAAAGUGGACUGGAUGAAAGUUAAA
Sarcophilus harrisii (Tasmanian devil) is the source of this 1706-nucleotide messenger RNA. It is a transcript of the gene R3HCC1, whose product is annotated as R3H domain and coiled-coil containing 1. The transcript has 8 exons. The record is from RefSeq and is a predicted model, not a curated record. Lineage: Eukaryota; Metazoa; Chordata; Mammalia; Dasyuromorphia; Dasyuridae. Gene Ontology annotation, molecular function: nucleic acid binding. Bases 129 to 1505 code for a protein of 458 amino acids.